CUGAGUCUAGUUUCCUCCCUCCGUCCGUGUCAUCAACCACAUCCCCAGGCUGGAAGGCCAGUUUUCUUAUGAUUUCAUCUCUGCUCUGUAGAAGCUCCAGUGAGGACAAUGUUCCUGUUUUCUGCACUCUCUCUCCUUCUCCUGAAUGUGAUAACCGCAUCUUGCUCAGAAAAAGAAACCUGUGAAAAUGCCCAAAAGACCUGCCAUGUGGUUACCUGUGGCUCCCCAGGCAUCAAGGGCGAAAAGGGAGAAACAGGACAAGGGACCAGAGGAUUGCAGGGUCCUCCUGGGAAACUGGGACCUCCAGGAAGCCCAGGACCUCCUGGGUUGCCAGGAGUCAGGGGUCCAAAAGGAGAUCCCGGAGAGGACUCAGAUUACGACAGUGCCCUGGCCACCUCAGAAAGACAAGCGCUACAAUCAGAACUGGACCGAGUCAAGAAGUUGCUGACCUUCGCGCUGGGGAAAAUGGCUGGAAAUAAGCUAUUCUUGACCAAUGGUGAAAAGAUGACUUUCCAAAGCGUGAAGGCUCUGUGUGCCCAGUACCAGGGCUCUGUGGCCACCCCCAUGAAUGCUGCAGAGAACGCGGCCAUCCAGAAAUUGGCCAGGGAAGAGCUUUACCUGGGAAUCACUGAUGAGGCCAAGGAAGGUCACUUUGUGGAUCUGAAAGGAAGACCACUGUCCUACAGAAACUGGAAUGAUGGGGAGCCCAAUGACGUGAAUGGAGAAGACUGUACCAUCCUCCUCAAGGAUGGCAAGUGGAAUGACGUCUCCUGCAAUUCCAAUUUCAUGGCGGUCUGUGAGUUCUCACUCUGAAGGAGCAUGCCCCUCAAAGCGCCGUCACCUUUGCUGUACCCCACAGGUCCGCAGUCUGCUUGAAUUGAUAAACCUACUUCCCCUGUUCA
This is a messenger RNA of Echinops telfairi (small Madagascar hedgehog), 902 nucleotides long. It is a transcript of the gene MBL2, whose product is annotated as mannose binding lectin 2. The record is from RefSeq and is a predicted model, not a curated record. Gene Ontology annotation, cellular component: rough endoplasmic reticulum; multivesicular body. Gene Ontology annotation, biological process: positive regulation of phagocytosis; surfactant homeostasis. The transcript has 5 exons. The coding region runs from base 109 to 813 and encodes 234 amino acids. Lineage: Eukaryota; Metazoa; Chordata; Mammalia; Afrosoricida; Tenrecidae.